Messenger RNA from Phycodurus eques (leafy seadragon), 9158 nucleotides. RefSeq names its product zinc finger and BTB domain containing 46 (gene zbtb46). Bases 3850 to 6417 code for a protein of 855 amino acids. Gene Ontology annotation, molecular function: DNA-binding transcription factor activity, RNA polymerase II-specific; protein binding; RNA polymerase II cis-regulatory region sequence-specific DNA binding. The record is from RefSeq and is a predicted model, not a curated record. Gene Ontology annotation, biological process: regulation of transcription by RNA polymerase II. The transcript has 7 exons. NCBI's taxonomy places the organism in Eukaryota, Metazoa, Chordata, Actinopteri, Syngnathiformes, Syngnathidae.
UUAAAACCCAAAAAAGAACCACGAAGUUGGGAUGCUUGACAAUAAGCAGUGAGUGUCACCUCUUGGGCUAUUAUAGCCCACCUUGGUGUUCCCUCCGCGAUUCUCCUCAGUUUUACUUUUUGUUCAUUCUUUGGCUACUUAGUUUUUACACUAGAAAGACCACAAUGUGCCUGCGGAUCACUGUUUUUUUGUGAGGGAAAUUUGUUUGACUUUUAUGGAGCAUAGAUGGAAGGAUAUACUAUAAAGGGAUAUACAGUAUUUUGAUGGGUAACAUUCUAAACAGACCUGAGAGUUUGAAGAAGAUAACUGGUGUAACACUAAAAAGUAACACUUUUGCUCACUAUUGGUAUGAUUAAAAAAAACAAAAACAAUAAUGAUAAUAUAUAAUAAAAUAUAUACUUUAUUUUUAUACUUGUAUUAUUCCCCAACACCAAACUGAUCCAAGCAUGUUUUUUUUGGGACCUUUGCACAAGCUGUAAGUGUAAAACUGUCCAAAAUGUCUCUGUAAGAUGAGUAAUAUGUAUUCAGGAGUCUAAUGUGGCCAACCGAUUGCUGACUGAUUGAUGAAUUGAUCAAACUAAAAUAUUACAUGCGCUCAUUUAACCCUCAUUUCUUUAAGCAAUCUUUUUUUUUUAUAUAAUUAUUUUUCAAUGAUAACAUUUCUGCUCAUUCACCUCAGCUGUAUCGAGCUGUAAACACAGACUGACUCCAAUCCCUCACGAGGGCUGUAACUCGGUUUUUGCUCACUUGUUCACCCCGCUGAAGCCCUUUUGUCAAGUAAUGUGGAGAACUGUGACAUUUGCUGAGCAGAGAAGUGCAAUUUGUAUGCAGCGUGAUUAGAUGAGGGUGGCAAUUUUCUGAGGCGCAUACUGGCCACUAAAGGAUAAUGUGUCCCCACUUCCUGAAAAUACUUGGAUUGUAAAAAUGUAUUAAAUUGCAUGGACAGAAGCUUCAACAUACAUGACAUGACCUGCAGAACAUAGUUACUCGUAGCACUCUUUUUUUGCGCAGAGCCGACCCGUUCGUUAGGCAAUAUAGGCUGAUGCCAAGGGCGUCGUGGCCUCCAGGGACUGCUAAAAUUGGAGAGAAAAAAUAAAAUAAAAAAUCACCUUUAAUAUACUGUAAUUAUAUCAAAACUAGUAAUUGCUUUUAACGCCUAAAGUGGAAAUGCUAACAUAGAUUAAACUGUAAAGCAAUGCCCACUUCAUAAUAAUACAAAUGAUAAUCCCAAAUAAUACCAUACCAAAUGAGAUAUAGUAAUGGAAUGUCGCAGUUGUACUGCGUCUGUCAUGAACGGAACAGAGGAUAGGACCCAAAAAUGCAGGACUCCAAAACAAAUGGACAGUUUCAAAAACAGAGGUUUAAUAUAGGGGCAGAGGUCGGUACACAGGCAGACAAUCGAAAAAAGGCAACAGUAUCCAAAAACGUGAGGCAAAAAGGCGAGGUCGAUAAUAGGAACAGGGUCUAGUCUUACUGUGAGUCUUGAACGUGGAAACAAGGAAUGCUGGAAUGCGACGACAAGGUACAACGAACUGGCGACAAGAAAGAAUGAGACACGAGGUUAAAUGCAAAGGGUAAUUGGGGUGAACGAGGCACAGGUGUUGAAGAUGCUCUUAGGAGCAAGUGUGUAUGAAAAAGGGGGAAGACAAAAACCGGAACACACACCCAUGACAGUACGCCCCCCUUAACGGCCGGCCCCAGACGCCCCCGGAGCCCCUGGAUGCGCAACGUGGAAGUCCCAAUUGAGCGAGUCAUCCACGAUAAACGCAUACAGCACCCAUGAACGUUCCUCAGGCCCGUACCCCUCCCAGUCCACCAGAUAUUGUAACCCCUUCCCCCUCCAACGAGACGACAACAGUGAAGACAAGGCCCCCAUCCACGAACCGGGGGGGAGGAGGUGGCCUGGAAGGCAGGACGAGAGGGGACUCCCGGGCUGGCUUGAGCAGGCUGACGUGAAAAGCAGAGUGGACCCGCAUCGACUUUGGGAGCCUAAGCUUCACGGUGAAAAGGCAAUAGACCAGUGGAGGCAGAGGGGAGAGAAUUGUGAGAGAAUUCGACCCAAACCAGUUUCUGAAACCAGGAUCGCGGCUCCUGUGAAGCGAGACAUCGGAGGCCAGUCUCCAGGUCCUGGUUCAGCCUCUCGGUUUGUCCGUUGGUUUCACGGUGAAACCCAGAUGACAGACUGACGGUAGCACCUAUGAGAUUGCAAAACUCCUUCCAAAAUUGAGAUUGAGUCUUGGCAAUGCCUGGGUGACAUACAGUCCGGUUAGUGUGAGCCCAGUGGAUGACUCUUCCCCUUAAGGUCGGAACCACAUAAAGCGUGUUUUCAGGGCAAUUUUCAGGGCUAAGAGUGUUCUUCAGAGCCUCCUUUACCGCAGUCUCAAAGUCCCAAAGAAAAGCAGAAACGAAACAUGACUUGGGCAUCAAGGUUUUAGGGUUGGACAAAGAAUUCUCUGCGCAUAAAAUGCGCGAUAAAGCAUCAUAAAGCGUGUUUUCAGGGCAAUUUUCAGGGCUAAGAGUGUUCUUCAGAGCCUCCUUUACCGCAGUCUCAAAGUCCCAAAGAAAAGCAGAAACGAAACAUGACUUGGGCAUCAAGGUUUUAGGGUUGGACAAAGAAUUCUCUGCGCAUAAAAUGCGCGAUAAAGCAUCAUGCUUACCAUCUUCAGAACCAGGUCGGUAGGAUAACGUGAAAUUGAAUCUAGUGAAGAACAGAGCCCAUCUAGCCUGCCUCGCAUUUAAUCUCUUAGCAGUUUUAAGAUAUUCCAGGUUCUUGUGAUCGGUCCAUACUAAAAACGGAGUAUGUGCCCCUCUAGCCAGUGCCUCCACUCCACAAAAGCCACCUUGACUGCCAGCAGUUCACGGUCACCGAUGUCAUAAUUUCUCUCGGCUGGGGUCAGUUUUUUUGAGAGAUAAGCACAAGGAUGUAACAUACCAUCCUUGAGAGAUCUCUGGCAGAGCACUGCUCCUAUACCGGCAUCAGACGCAUCAACUUCUACCACAAACUGCUGUUUGAGAUCUGGCAAAGUGAGGAUGGGAGUGGAGGUAAAGCUCGAUUUAUGUUUUUGAAAAUCUGCCUGACAAAGCGGGUUCCAUAGGACAGGUCUGUGUGGCGAGGUAAGAUCAUGCAAAGGCGAGGCUAUAGAACUGAAAUUUCUAAUGAACUUUCUGUAGAAAUUAGCGAACCCUUAAGAACCUUGGUACGUCUUUGCGUGACGUGGGAGUGGGCCAAUUAGUCACGGCCUCAACUUUGCGAGGGUCCAUUUUGAUUUUAGCUGGAGCCAGCACAAACCCCAGAAAAGAAACGGACGCCUUGUGGAACUCACAUUUCUCCGCCUUGACAUAUAGUUAAUUCUGCUGUAACACAGAGCGGACAUGAAUGAUGUGAGUCUCCUCAUCCGGGGAGAAUAUCAAAAUAUCGUCCAAAUAUACAAAAACGUACACAUUCAACAUGUCACGCAAGACAUCAUUGCCAAAGUUCUGGAAAACAGCUGUAGCGUUAGUUAGUCCAAAAGGCAUUACCAAAUACUCAUAAUGUCCCGUUGGUGUGUUGAAUGCUGUUUUCCAUCCAUCCCCCUCCCUUAUCCUGACUAAAUGAUAAGCAUUUCUUAAGUCUAGUUUGGUGAAAAUCUUGGCUCCCUGUUUUUCACAGUUAUGUCAUUGAGACCCGAUGGGGAUGAAGAUGGGCGAAAAAUCCCAGCUGCCAGUGAUUCAUCCACAUACUCCUUUAUAGCCUUGUGUUCCGGCCCUGAAAGAGAGAAUAACCUCCCUCGUGGGGGUGUGGUUCCAGGCAGCAAGUCAACAGCACAGUCAUAAGAAUUGUGGAAGAGCGCCGUUUGUUCAGCUACCCAGAUGAACAACAGGAAGGAGGACAUGGAGAUCUCCUCUCACUACCGUCAGCUCCUCCGAGAGCUCAAUGAGCAGAGACAACACGGCAUCCUCUGUGACGCCUGUGUUAUCGUGGACGGAAAGAUCUUCAAGGCACACAAGAACGUCCUCCUGGGCUCCUCCCGCUACUUCAAGACUCUUUACUGCCAGGUUAAAAAAGGUUCAGAGCCUCACCAUCAGACUACAGUCACUCACCUGGACAUCGUGACCGCGACAGGCUUUAAAGCCAUUCUUGACUUCAUGUACUCUGCUCAUCUCGCCCUAACAAGUAAGAACGUCAUUGAGGUCAUGUCGGCGGCCAGCUACUUGCAGAUGACAGACAUCGUCCAAGCGUGCCACAGCUUCAUCAAGGCCGCCCUGGACAUCAGCAUCCGCUCUGAGAUGGCCGACGAACUGGCCGACUUUGAAAUGGGGGCCGUGGUCACCGCCGGCAUAGGAGGUGGCGGCGGAGGCGGCGGAGGAGGAGUUAGUCUAACCGGAGCAGGGGGAGUCGCCGGAGUGGGCUUGGGAGGAGGCGGGAUUGUAGGCAUGGCCUCGGAAGCCCUCGCCUCCAUCAUGUCCGGUCGCAGCACCUCCCCCUGGCUGGCACGCCGCACCAGCCCCGCCAACUCCUCCGGGGACUCGGCCAUCGCCAGCUGCCACGAGGGAGGCAGCACGUACGGCAAGGAGGACCAAGAACCCCCCAAGAGCCACGAGAGCCAGGAGGAAGCUUGCCACGACUCCCAGCCUGCUUGGCCGCAUGACUACAGGCCUGUCAGCGUCAAAGAGGAACAGGUGUCCCCCGCCUCUUCCUCGCAUCCCCGGGACACCCCCAGGGGUGCAGCCCAGAGCCAGAGGGAUCAGGUGGCAGGAGGCCCAAGUGCAGGUGCAGAUGGAUCCUGGCAGCCCUUAUCAGGAUCGGGGCGGAGGAAGAACAGGAAAAACAAGGACACAGUCAGACAUAUAACCCAGCAGGCUGAGAGGAACUGGGACAGAGAGCGGGAAAGGGACAGUAGGCCUGGAUCUCCUCUACCGUCCAUGCUAGCUGUGGCCGGCUGGAACUACAAUGGACAGGACAUCCCAGACGCAGACGUGACCAAGCCCAACAGCUCAGACAGCCGCGGCGAACGCCUAGACUUCUUCCUCAAACAGGAAGAUGCUCUCACGGCGGAGCCGGGCUUCCUGGGUCCCAACGAAUCAGAGGAGACGGGGGGAGGAGGACGAGGAGGAGGCGGUGGAAGCAGAGACGGCGGCCGCGGGAUGAUCUCGUCGGUCGCCAACCUGAAGGCGGCGCUGAUGAGUAAGAACAGCCUGCUGUCACUGCGGGCGGAGAUGAUGGGAGAUGAUAACCCCUUGCUCUAUGAGUACCUUCCCAAAGGAGGACACUCUUUGUCUUGGCUCCGCUCCGACAACUACCGCGGCACGCUCCGGCCAGGGGCCGCAGGGGCCACUGUUCAUAACAAACAGAGGACUGACUCCUCCUCUCCUCGUCCUCUUCUUCUUCCUCAUCAUCUACCACCGACACCGCCACCGUUACCGCCACCGCCAUCAUCAUCAUCAUCAACAACAUCGUCGUACCGUCCCUCCACUCCGCCCACUCCGCUGCUCCCCGCUGAGCCUCGGUCCCCGGAGACCCCCGGUUUGCGGGCAGGGGCGCCCCGGCUGCACACAGACACCUCGGACAUGGAAGUGGAGGAGACCCCCGAGGGCCCGGCGCCCUCCACCGUGUCUGAGGAUGAUGGCGAAAAAGAUAAAGAUGAGCUGAAAGAAUACAAUGCAGCAUCAGUAGGUGACGAGUCUCCUAUUGAGAAGAAUCAGAUGGCCAAAGCGACUUGCGCCGGUCCUCUGACAGUGCCUACGUCAGUGUUCGUGGCUUCCAGAGAGAUCGAGGGGCUGGCGGCGGUGGCCAAAGAGACUAAAUCGGGGGUCCUGCCAGAGACCGGUGCCUGGACCUCGCAGGGGUUUGCUUGCUCCCUGUGCAAGCGGCUGUUCAGCAGUCUGGAGUACCUCAGGGAGCACGAGUACCGCCACACUUUGUCUCUUAUGGCGAUGUCCCUGGACUGGCCGAGCGUGCCGAGUCCGUUCGCCCGGCCCGGCCGGUCCCGGUUUCUCCACUUCCCCCGGUCCCUGUAUGGCUCGGCUGCGGCCGGGCCCAGCCCGACACGCUACCUCUGUUCACAGUGUCCGGCGAGCUUCACCCUCAAGUCCAACGCGGACCGCCAUGAGAAGACCAUCCAUUUGAAGGAAAAGCUCAUGCAGUGCGUGUACUGCCUGAAGCAUUUUCGGGACCGCACGGACCUGCACCGGCACCUGUCCUCGGUGCACUCCAAAGAGAGGGGCCACGUCUGCCCGGCGUGUGCAAAGUCUUUCAGCACCCACAAGAACUUGGCCACCCACAUUAAAGUUUGCUGCCAGGUGGGCUCUGUGCCAGGUGCUGUGCUAGGGGGUAGCACUAGCAUGCCUCAAGAUGGUGAUCAAGUCCCUCUAUGGAGGCUUUCCGAAGAGAUGAAAGUUGAAAUUAGUAACUGCAGCAUUUUGGACGUAGAGAACUGAGAGGAUCUAGAGAGUGCAAUCUUAUAUUAACAGCCAGCAGUUGUUCACUUCACAUGUGCAUUCAUGCCAAGCAUGAUGAGAAGGCCUCCUUACAAAAUCGCUCCUUAUUUUUUGAAUACAAACUGAAUUCAAAAUUGAAAAAAUGUCUAUGCAAAGCUAGUUAAUUAGUUGAAGUCAGCCCCGAUAAUACACAUGUUUUGGUGCCGGGCAGUAACUUUUCAUUCCAACAAUUCAAAUUUGCCAGGCUGUGCUGGGGUUCAACGCCCUACGCAACAACAACACCUGCAGGACAUUGGCUGCACUGCACCCAUUUGCUCUUUUCACCUCACAAGUAUUUGAAACUAAAAAGAUGCUUUCAAACUGUACAUUCACAAGACUGCUAACGUCUGGCCCGUCCACCUCCAGGUACACGUUUAGCAUUAGCUUAUCCUCUGUCACCAUAACAACCUGAGCUCGUCCCCAUCCCACAGUGCAGAUGGAAAGGCUGUGUUGGACAGGACAAAGCAGACUAAAACAAUAGGUCAGUUGUGUCAGUCAGCUGGGCGGUGUCAUUUUUUUCUCUUUCCCACAUCUGGAGGUUUUAAGCCACUGAGAGUGUCGAAAGAAGGCCAGUAAUUGGUCCUUUGUGGUAAUAGCCCUCCUUAACCCUUGACCCCUAAUCUAAAGAGGAAGUGGAGAUAGGGGGCAGGUGCCCUUUAAACACAAUAAAUUCAGUGACGUCACUGGUGCGGGAAGAUAAUGGUGGGCUCAGGACUAGAGGAAAGGAACUGGGGAAAUACGAGAACUGGCAGCAGGCGAUUGCAGCACUCGUUUUCUAAAAAAAAAAAUAUCACACCAAUUUCUGCCAGACAUUUUCUCCUCUGAAUUUACAGCAAGCAUUUACUCUGCAGCUAUAAAACAAAAUCUUGGGCCCGCCGCACACCGAGCGACACGGCUGAAGACGACUGAACUGCCACAUAUUGGGCGGGUUCCGCAAGUAGAAACCGUCCGCCACUAGUUUUGCUGCAAUUUGAACUUCCAGUGGCAACACGACCGUGUCGCAAUGUUGCGUUUUCUCCGGCGACUCCCGUUAGGUGUUACGUGUGACCGUGAGUGUGAAUAGUUGUUUGUUUAUAUGUGCCCUGUGAUUGGCUGGCAACCAGUUUAGGGUGUACAAAGAAUAGAUGAAUGGAUAGUUUCACAUGUGCCUGUGGCUAAAAAGUGAAGCGUGGAGAGUCUCUGUCACCGCAAUGCACGGUUGCAGCCAAUCGCCGAGAGCCUCUCAAAUACCCGCACUUCUUUAUUUUUCUUUUGUUUUUGUGGUUUAUCAAAAAAUGAAUAAUGCAGUAGAAACGUAAUUUCCCAAUAGGAACACCAGGGGUGCAGUUUUUACAUUGGAGCAAGUUGGUUAUCGUAUGCUCGCGGCAAUUUUGUGUGAUAGUCGCCGACUGCCUUAUUCUCGCGAGUGUCCACUUCAGCCGCGUUCGGGCCGCGUCGCUCGGUGUACGGCGGGCCCUGCUGAGUUCUCAUCUCGUCCACCAACACUGAAGGUAGAUGCGCAACCAAAAAGAGAAGCGUUUCCCUCUAAUUCUCUCUGCGUAACUGUGCUUCCACGUAUAGCCUUUCUCAUACCCGCCUCCCACAUGCCAAAUCCUUUCAGACACAAAAUCCCAUUUCUCAGGUAGCACACGCAGCUGCAACAGAUGGACGCUUAAGAGAAGUCAGGAUCUCCUCAGGAAGCACCAAAUACAGUAGUUGGGAUACACAGUUGAGUACAGUAUGUUGCUGUGUGUAUUCAGAUUUGUUUUUUUCUUUUGAAAAGGUUUCUGUAUAAUAACAUGUACUUUGCUAAAAAAAAAAAAAAAAAGAAAAAAAAAAAAUUUGAAAUAAAGUCUGAAUGCUGCGAUUCAAAUUUAAUAAAAUGUGGAAACUUAUCCGGUGUUUUUUUGUUGUUGUUGUUGGUGUCAUACACAAUUCAGUAGCACAAAAUAACAUGUCAAUCAAGCGUCUCGGGCUCUUUGUGUUCUUGCAUGUUUUUUUGUUUUGUUUUGUUUGUUUUUUUGUGUGUGUGUUUGUUUUUCUGCCCCACCCCAUUUUUGCUUGCUUUACUCACAGCAGAAGUCGUUGUGACGAUCGAGGUAAUCAUUUGAUGUCGUUUUAAAUGUGUCGUUGGUUCAGCGCUGCUUUUUAUUCAAUCGCCUCCAGUCCUGAGCUUUCAUGGUCACGCACUUACGUAUCACAGCACCCACACACACACACACACAACGUCACCUCUUUUAAGUACCAUUUAAGACUCGGCUGGAGACGUAAUCCUAGACUUUGCCUCACCUGACCUUUCCCUUAGAUGUGAAACUAGUGCAAACAUGAGUGCUUUUUGUUUUCCUCGAAUUCUUCCCUUUUGCGUGAUUUUUAUUUCCCCGCCGUCCGCCCCUGUGUUUAUGUCUGUGUUGUCUGUCGCAGAGACCUUCUAGAGCAUCUAAAGCAGACUGAAUGUAAUUCCAGUGUUUACGCUAUCGUUUUUCUUUUAGUGCUUUAGUAUAAAGGAAGAGCUGUUGCCAGGGCAACUGUAGCUUUGACUGAGAUCAGGGUGGCCAUGGGGAUGGAUGAUACGUUUUAUUGUCGACCACCCUGCUAAUUAAAUGUAAUAAUUGAAAAAGUGACGUCUGGGUUUAUUUAAAAGAGAUUCAUUCCAGUCCACGCUAAUCUUUUUUUUUCGUUACCUCUACCCCCCCCCACCCACCACCCCACCCCACCCCACCCCG